GAAACCCUUGUUGCUUUACUAGCCGUCAUCCCUAACCUCCCACCCUUCUUUCCUUCUCCCUCACUCCUCACGGUAGCAGCGGCCCAGCCACGUCACAGGCCACGUGAGCCUCCCCAGGAACACCACCAUCAGCCGGCAACCAGCCACGUAGCAGCAGCGCCGCCUCCCCCACCAGCAGCUAGGCUGCGUUCUGCAGCCAGUGAACAGUAGCUUGGCUGCGUUGCGCAGCCCGUGGACAGCAGCUAGGCUGCGUUGGGCCCUUCAACCACCAAGACAAUCUCGGUUCACCACCACCACAACCUUCACUUACCCUCUUCACCAUUUUUGCUAGUUUAACAUUGGGGUCAGAAAUUCAGGGUGUUACAAAUUGGCAAGAAGGAUGGUAAUUGGAGAUUAUGUGUAGAUUAUAGGCAGUUGAACCAGCAUACUAUCAAGAACAAAUUUCCUAUCCCUGUAUUGGAAGAACUGGUAGAUGAGCUUCAUGGUUCAAGAGUAUUCAGUAAAGUGGAUCUUAGGUCAAACUACCAUCAAUUGAGGAUGCAUGUUGAUGAUAUAUGCAAGACUGCUUUCAAACAUGUACAGGUCAUUAUGAAUUUUUGGUUAUGACAUUUGGUUUAACUAAUGCUCCAGCUGCUUUUCAGAAUUGGAUGAAUCAGGUCUUUAGAUCAUUAUUGAGGAAAUGUGUGCUAAUAUUCUUUGAUGAUAUAUUGAUCUAUAGCAAAACAUUGACUGAACAUUGUACUCACGUUAAAUCAGUUUUUCAUAUAUUGAGAUAGACCAAGAUGUAUCCUAAGAGUAGUAAAUGUUUGUUUGCUGCAUCUAAAAAUUGAGUAUUCAAGUCAUUUCAUAUCAAAAAAGGGAAUAGGAACAGAUCCUAAGAAAAUAGAAGCAAUGGUUAAGUGGGCUGUUCUUACUUGAGUUAAGUGCUUUAGGAGUUUUUUAGGAUCUGGAUAUUAUAAAAACUUUAUAAGAGGGUAUGCAGAAAAGAGUAAACCACUCACUGACUUGCUUAAAAAGGGGGCUUUUCAAUGGAAUGAUCAGGCACAACAAGCUUUUGAAACUUUGAAACAAGCUUUGGUGACAGCCCCUGUGUUGGCAUUACCUAAUUUUGACAAGAAAUUUAUAAUUGAAAUUGAUGCCUCAAAGGGGGGAAUUGGAGCUGGGCUUGUGCAAGAAGGGCAACCUAUAGCUUUCAUUAGUAAAAGCUUGGGACCAAAAUGGCACAGGUUAUCAAUAUGAAAAGGAAUUCUUGGCUGUUGUAUUUGCAGUUCAAAAGCGGGAACAUUACCUCAUGAACAACCACUUUGAAAUAAAAACUGAUAAAAAAAGUCUUCAAUGGUUACUGCAGCAGAAAGUGUCUACUCCAUUUCAAUAGUUCUAGCUUGCUAAGCUAAUGGGUUUUAACUAUGAAAUAAGCUACAAUAAGGGAAAAGACAAUGUGGUGGUUGAUGCCUUGUCAAGGGUUAAAGUGGCUGAGAUAUUAUGUUGUGCUAUCUCCCUCAUUUCAUCAGAUUUAGAAGAAAAAAUUAAGAGGAGUUAUGCCAUGGAUCCACACCUUGAGGAAUUCUACAAAGACUAACAAGUGGGGAACAGGUCAAGUACUACACCCUUCAAAAUGACUUACUAAGGAGGAAACAAAAGCUUGUGGUAGGUCCUGAUGUAGAGUUGAGAACAUCAAUCAUCACAUUGCAUCACACUAGCAUGGAAGCUGGUCAUUGUGGAAGAGAUGCCACAGUUAUGAGGGUAAAGAGGUUAUUCUUCUGGAAACAUAUGGUAAGACAUAUAAGGCAGUUUGUGAGAGAAUGUAAGACAUGUCAGGCUGCAAAGAAUGAAUCAGUGGUUCUUAGAUUGUUGCAACCACUUUCUAUUCCAACAUAAGUUUGGCAAGACAUAUCAAUGGACUUCAUCACUGAAUUAAAAAAGUCAUGUGGAAAAGAUGUUAUUUUUGUGGUGAUUGACAGGUUUAGCAAGAGUGCUCAUUUCAUGACUCUUAGCCAUCCCUUCACUGUCAUACAAGUAGCCCAAGUUUAUUUAGACAAUGUUUUUAAGCUGCAUGGAUGGCCAAGGUGUAUAGUAAGUGAUAGGGAUCUAGUCUUUUUUAGUACUUUUUGGAAAUUAUUAUUUGAAAUCCAAGGUACACAGUUUCGUAUGUUUUCAGCUUAUCACCCUCAAAGUGAUGGGCAAACUGAAGUAGUUAAUAGAUGCUUGGAAAUGUAUCUAAGAUGUAUGUGUGGGGAGGAACCAAAGGAACGAGCUAAAUGAAUUUCUUUGGCUGAAUGGUGGUAUAAUACACAUUUUCACUCCUCUACCCAACUUACUCCUUAUGAGAUAGUGUACAAUCAACCACCUGCAUUUGCCUUAUUUGCCAGGAGAGUCAUCCAAUGCUGCAGUAAAUAGAAGUUUGCAAAGAAGGUAAGACAUGAUUAAAAAGGAAGACAGGGUUCAAUCAAGAAUGAAAUCUCAGGCUGAUAAACAUAGAAUAGACAGGUCAUUUCAGGUUGGUGAUUGGGUCUGGUUGAAAUUACAACCCUAUAGGCAGAAUACAAUUCAUAGAGGAACAAUCAGAAGCUAGCUAAAAGGUAUUUUGGUCCAUUCAAGAUCACAACUGUGGUUGGCAAGGUGGCCUAUCAAUUGCAGCUUCCAAGGGGGGCUAGAAUACAUAAUGUAGCUAAUGCUUUUCCUGCUUUCAACCAUGAAACUUGAGGGCAAGUUUCUUUUAAUAAAGGGAGCUUUGCCACAGUACUUAAUGUGUAUUAGGGGUAAAGUUGUAAUUUUACAUCUUUUGUUUGUUAUUUUUGCUCCUUUCCUUUAGUCCUUAUAUAAAUACUUGUAAUUAUCUUUUGGUUGAGUAUGAAAUAAAUAAAAUACUAUCUUUCUCUUUCUAAUUUCUUCUUCUCUAACCCUCUCCUCUUUCUUGAGUGUAAUCUGAAGUGAUUGUUCACAUCGAACAACCAUUGCCAAGGGUCACACAAAAGCUGAUCCGUAUCAAAACUAAAUGAACAGUGCUUGACCUGCAGUAGUCGGUCAUUUUUUUGAUGAGAGGUGUUGUGGGCAACAAAGGUCAAAAGAUUGGAUUAUUUAUAAAUAAUGAAUAAUAGCAGUUAUUCAAAACAAAACGUAAAAGAUAGAUUAUCCUUAACAAUUUUUUUUUAAUGGAGAGGGUAAAUUAAAACCAUUUGAUUUAAGAGUUUGGGAUUAUAAAGAGCGGCACAUUCUAUAAUUUUCAAGGGAACCUCUAAGUGGACAACAACCAGUCAUCCACCAUUGACGACGGUUCUGAUGUUAGCAAUUGGAACGUUGCCGCCGGCGAUCUGGCUCUCGUCUCCGUACUGUAUGAUACUAACGUUUUGAAACGCCGUUCGGUGCAAUGUUUGGCGUUUCAGAUGAAAUUUGUGGAUUGGUAUGUAAAGAUUGCAGUGGUUUCUGCCAUGAUUGGAGCUUCUAUGGAGCUAUUCAUGAUUAAAACUGGUUUCUAUGAAAAGGUAACUGUUUUGGAGUCUGAGAAGCGAGCGUGGGAGAAUUCACCUGAAGCUGAGGCUAUAAGAGAGGCUCUUAAUCCUUGGAGAAAUAUAGAUUCCAAAAAAGAUAAAGCUCAGUAACUUAUUUGCUUUCUUCAUUGCUAGUCUGGGUUCGCUUAAGAUUUAAAGGAACAUACAAGGCUAAAUGAUUCUCAAAGUUUUGAAAGUGGGGUUAAGUAUGCGUUUACUAAUGUUUGAUGAAGAAUUUACGAUUUUGGCCAAGUGCUGGUCGGUGAAAGAUUGUUGUUAUGAGUUAUGACCAUGUUUUAGAAUAAGAUGAAUUGUGUUUGUAUUGGAUAUAUUGUGUUUAAUGCAGACGACAUGAGAUUUAAAGAACGUAAAUGAAUAACUUUGAUGAGACAUA
Molecule: messenger RNA, 3882 nt
Organism: Amaranthus tricolor (Joseph's coat)
Lineage: Eukaryota; Viridiplantae; Streptophyta; Magnoliopsida; Caryophyllales; Amaranthaceae
Exons: 6
Coding region: 3384-3599 (71 amino acids)
Source: RefSeq, a predicted model, not a curated record